Molecule: messenger RNA, 849 nt
Organism: Symbiodinium sp. CCMP2592
Lineage: Eukaryota; Dinophyceae; Suessiales; Symbiodiniaceae
Source: the annotation of a GenBank genome assembly
AUGGGCAAGAAGGGGCAGGCAGCGGCGCCAGAGGCUGUCGAGGAUCCAACUGACGAUGAGGAGGAACGAGAGGUGGAUGCUCCACUUCCACCCGAGGCAGCCUCCAAGAUUCUUGAGAGCUUGGACUGGCAGGUUUGCGUGAUGCCAUCUACGCGGCAGAGAUAUUUCUAUUCUAAGACAAGGCGGCAGGCACGAGUGCAGCCGCCCUACCAUUCCAUUUUGGGCUUGGAGGAGGCCAACUUCCGAAACCUGACCAAAGACGAUCUCUGGAAGGCGUUCUUUGAGAAGCGGGUGCAGUACAAACGUCGAGAGGCCAACGGCUCGCUCUCGGAGGAGCUAGAGAAUUCCAGCGACCAAGUAGACUGGGACUUGGUGAUGGAGGCAUUCCAUGUCCUGUCCGGGCACGAGGCGCGCUCGGCCUACGAGCAGGGCAACCUGGCCUCCCAUGCACAGCGACAGCUUCUUGGGCUUCGGGUCAUGCACGAAGCCAGGGUGCAAGAGGAGCAGAGGCGACAAGCCAAGGACUGCUGCAGCUGUAGAAGAUCACGAAUGACUUCUCCCCGAGGGCUGCGCAGUGGUGCAUUGCACAUGUUGGAUGCAGAGUUCGCCGAAGCUAAUCAAGCUUCUCAGCUUUCAUGUGUCCGGUCUCACACGCUUUGUCUCACACGCUUUGUCUCACGAAGCAUCGUGGUUUGCGAAAAGAGGAAGAGAAGCCUUCGACACGGCCGAUGCUGUUGGCCUCCUUGUUUAGAAGAGGAAGUGACGAAGUCGACAUACGUCGACGGACCUAUGGACCUGUCUCGGGCUACCGUUUGCUCAAAGGGGUUGGUCUCGGCGCGGAAGCUUUGA